Messenger RNA from Rotaria sp. Silwood1, 558 nucleotides. Lineage: Eukaryota; Metazoa; Rotifera; Eurotatoria; Philodinida; Philodinidae. The record is from the annotation of a GenBank genome assembly.
AUGGACAAAAUGGGUAUGGAUUCGUCCAAAAUCGAUGAAAUUAAAUACUAUCUUAAGAUGGGUCUAGUCGAUAUGAAUGAGAACGAUUAUGUUGAUGAUGAAUCUUGUGAAUCUGUCGAUAAUGACGAGCCUGAUUGGACGCCAGACUCAUGCACAACAAAUUCUCUUGAUGAACAAUCGUCAGCAUGUGAAACUGAUAUCCCAUUUGAACAUGAUGAAUGGCUUGUUUUUGAUUCAACUUUGGGUCGUCACAGAUCGCCUCGGCUCCUUGAAUUUCUUCGUCUUCUUCUCGACAAAACACAUUAUGCUUCUUAUGCAUCAUACACGAAUCUAUCUAUUGGAAUGUUCACGAUUCAUAAACCAAAUGAGGUUGCUGCUCUAUGGGAAAAAGUUAAAUCUCGACAGUCAAAUCAUACAAUGACUUAUGACAAAUUUGCUCGUGCUAUUCGAUGGUAUUAUAAAUUGGGUAUAAUGGUUAAAACAAAUGCUCGAUAUACGUUUCAAUUUGGACCAGGCAUAUUACUGCUUGAUCAAAAUAUGAAUCACAGUAGUUCUUAA